Molecule: messenger RNA, 39634 nt
Organism: Coregonus sp. 'balchen'
Lineage: Eukaryota; Metazoa; Chordata; Actinopteri; Salmoniformes; Salmonidae
Source: the annotation of a GenBank genome assembly
GAAGAAAGAGAGAGGGGGUAGACAUUUUUUAAACUUUUUUUUCCAGCAGCAUUGACAUUGUGACAGUUCCCUUGGGUGGGGCAGCGGAUGAAAGCUUUUCAUAGAGGGGAUAGCUGGAUCCUUUCUCCAUUGGAUGGUUUUACUAAUUUUGCCUCGUGCUACAGGUGUAAAGGUAUAAGGAAGGGACCCUGAUCACCUGACGAGGGACAUUACGACUUCAGACACAGGUAUGCCGCAGAUUUUCCUAUAUCCUCUUCCCCCUCCUCACAGAGCUCUAAGUUAACCCCAGGAAGAGUAGCUGCUGCUUCAGCUAAUCGGGAUCCUAAUAAAAUACUAAAAUGACUAGUUAAGAUAAAGGUUGAAUGCUGUCAGAUACAGAAUGUCUAGUAAAGUAUAUAAUGUAAAGUAUAUACUGUAUACCAGGAUGAGUACUAUACACUCUUAGAAAAAAUGGUUCCUAAAGGGUUUUCUUCGGCUGUGCCCAUAGUAGAACCCUUUUUGGUUCUAGGUAAAACUCUUUUUGGUUCCAGGUAGAACCAUUUUGGGUUCCAUGUAGAACCCUCUGUAGAAACAUGGAACCCAAAACAUUUCUAGUUGGAACCAAAAAGGGUUUUACCUGGAACCAAAAAGGGGUCUUCAAAGGGUUAUCCUAUGGGGACAGCCGAAGAACCCUUUUAGGUUAUAGAGAGCACCUUUUUUUCUAAGAGUGUAGAAUAAGAUAAAACAAUGAAUACUGUACAAGAAACUAUAUCAAAACUUCACUUUUGAUACCCCAAAGUUGUCUCUGGCUAUAAGAAAAAUACAAUUUAUGCUCAUAUAGAGUUUUCAGGCAGUAUCGGAAGGUCACUUUGGUAAUGUGGCACUGAAAUGACAAAUGACGAGAGCAUCUUGUUUUGCUUUUCAAACCAAUGAGAUCAUACGGUCCAAACAAAUGCCAUUUUCAUAAUUUCUCCUCUCUUUAAUCUGUUUCUUUUACAAUGUGGAGAACCAUUCUUUUCUCUUCUGUGAUUUUGUUUGGUGUAUCCAAUUCAUACAAAAGACUAGUUUAAUCGCAGAUGAAUAAUUGUGCCAUUGUGCCAAUAGCAGCCGUACUUCUGUUCUAAAUUAUUAGUAGCAAGGUGACACAAAAUAUGUAUCUUUGAAAUGGUAAUUGGAAAAAAACAUUUUGUCAACAGGACAAAUUGCCCAUGAGCUAAAAACUCCCAGAUAGGCCUAAAUUGGCCAUGCGCUAAAAAGCAAAGAGUUUUACAUUUGAAUAGAGAAUAGAAAGUAAAGUAUGAAGAAGGGCAUAAAGAUGAUAAAGCAAAGAAAAAUAUAACAAACAAAUACUUUAGGCCAUUUUCCAAGGAUCUUGCCAUGAAAAUAAAUAUGCACAUUUACCAAACCAAAGAACAUUUCCAAGAAGUACCGUAGGACAAAAGUUUGCAAUUUAAUACAUUUACAUUUGAGCCAGACAAACAUAACUAUUAGCCUAUUGAAGUUUAAAUGAAGCUCUCAUAUGUCCACCACAAUCAUCAGUACAUUUGUAUAGAGGCAUUGUGAGAGGUUGCUCAUGAUGAUGACUUUAUUGAAUCCAUUAGGAUAAAUCUAGGAUCAGAUAGGCCUAAAUUGCCCAUGCGCUAAAAAGCAUACAGUUUUACAUUUGAAUAGAGAAAGAAAGUAAAGUAUAAAUAAGAUGAAAAAUCAAGGACAUUUUUUUAAAAACACUUUAGGCCAUUUUCAAAGGAUAUUGCCAUGAAAAUAUGCACAUUUACCAAACCAAAGUGGAUUUCCAAGAAGUACCGUAGAACAUUUGAGCCAGACAAACAUAUCUUAUAGCCUACUGAAGUUUAAAGACAUGCUCUGGAACUUUGGGGACUACUUAGUAUUUUUUAAACCUCCCGCUUUGGGCUGGAUGUGUCAAUGUGGAGUUCAUACAUGCAUAAUCUAUGAGCAGAAUUACUGUUUUACAAAAUCCCUAGUUUGAAAACGACUGUUUUUCUGGAAGCUGUGCCGCGGCAUUUUCCCUACAUAUUCCCCACGUGUGCCAGCCUCCUAGCAAUUCGAGUUCUAGCCAAUGAGCUUCAACCCCUCGCCAUUUGAGUGACAGCUAGCAAGAUGCACACACAGCAGAGUGAGCGAGAGAGAGCAAUCAUGUGGUGCGCAUAUCUGCACAUAUGUGAUGUAGUAAGCAAUUGAAUCCAUUAAGAAAAUAUAUUUUUUCAUCUUUGUAGACAGACUUACAGUAUGUCACAAACAUUACAUACAGUGGGGGAAAAAAGUAUUUAGUCAGCCACCAAUUGUGCAAGUUCUCCCACUUAAAAAGAUGAGAGAGGCCUGUAAUUUUCAUCAUAGGUACACGUCAACUAUGACAGACAAAUUGAGAAAAAAAAUCCAGAAAAUCACAUUGUAGGAUUUUUAAUGAAUUUAUUUGCAAAUUAUGGUGGAAAAUAAGUAUUUGGUCACCUACAAACAAGCAAGAUUUCUGGCUCUCACAGACCUGUAACUUCUUCUUUAAGAGGCUCCUCUGUCCUCCACUCGUUACCUGUAUUAAUGGCACGUGUUUGAACUUGUUAUCAGUAUAAAAGACACCUGUCCACAACCUCAAACAGUCACACUCCAAACUCCACUAUGGCCAAGACCAAAGAGCUGUCAAAGGACACCAGAAACAAAAUUGUAGACCUGCACCAGGCUGGGAAGACUGAAUCUGCAAUAGGUAAGCAGCUUGGUUUGAAGAAAUCAACUGUGGGAGCAAUUAUUAGGAAAUGGAAGACAUACAAGACCACUGAUAAUCUCCCUCAAUCUGGGGCUCCACGCAAGAUCUCACCCCGUGGGGUCAAAAUGAUCACAAGAACGGUGAGCACAAAUCCCAGAACCACACGGGGGGACCUAGUGAAUGACCUGCAGAGAGCUGGGACCAAAGUAACAAAGCCUACCAUCAGUAACACACUACGCCGCCAGGGACUCAAAUCCUGCAGUGCCAGACGUGUCCCCCUGCUUAAGCCAGUACAUGUCCAGGCCCGCCUGAAGUUUGCUAGAGUGCAUUUGGAUGAUCCAGAAGAGGAUUGGGAGAAUGUCAUAUGGUCAGAUAAAACCAAAAUAGAACUUUUUGGUAAAAACUCAACUUGUCGUGUUUGGAGGACAAAGAAUGCUGAGUUGCAUCCAAAGAACACCAUACCUACUGUGAAGCAUGGGGGUGGAAACAUCAUGCUUUGGGGCUGUUUUUCUGCAAAGGGACCAGGACGACUGAUCCGUGUAAAGGAAAGAAUGAAUGAGGCCAUGUAUCGUGAGAUUUUGAGUGAAAACCUCCUUCCAUCAGCAAGGGCAUUGAAGAUGAAACGUGGCUGGGCCUUUCAGCAUGACAAUGAUCCCAAACACACCGCCCGGGCAACGAAGGAGUGGCUUCGUAAGAAGCAUUUCAAGGUCCUGGAGUGGCCUAGCCAGUCUCCAGAUCUCAACCCCAUAGAAAAUAUUUGGAGGGAGUUGAAAGUCUGUGUUGCCCAGCGACAGCCCCAAAACAUCACUGUUCUAGAGGAGAUCUGCAUGGAGGAAUGGGCCAAAAUACCAGCAACAGUGUGUGAAAACCUUGUGAAGACUUACAGAAAACGUUUGACCUGUGUCAUUGCCAACAAAGGGUAUAUAACAAAGUAUUGAGAAACUUUUGUUAUUGACCAAAUACUUAUUUUCCACCAUAAUUUGCAAAUAAAUUCAUUAAAAAUCCUACAAUGUGAUUUUCUGGAGAGAAAGAAAUCUCAUUUUGUCUGUCAUAGUUGACGUGUACCUAUGAUGAAAAUUACAGGCCUCUCUCAUCUUUUUAAGUGGGAGAACUUGCACAAUUGGUGGCUGACUAAAUACUUUUUUUCCCCACUGUACAUAGUGCAUUACACAUACAGACAUACAGUACGUUACAAGCAUUAAAUACACAUAGACAUACGAAGAGGCACUAAUGGCCAAACUCAAUAUCUUUGAAUUGAUUAUGCCCUCAUACGAAAACACAUUAUUGUAUGUCGUCAUUGAGGGUUCAGAGUUAGCAUGAAUGCACUACAACUCACAGUUAUCUAUCUAUCUAUCUAUCUAUCUAUCUAUCUAUCUAUCUAUCUAUCUAUCUAUCUAUCUAUCUAUCUAUCUAUCUAUCUAUCUAUCUAUCUAUCUAUCUAUCUAUCUAUCUAUCUAUCUAUCUAUCUAUCUAUCUAUCUAUCUAUCUAUCUAUCUAUCUAUCUAUCUAUCUAUCUAUCUAUCUAUCUAUCUAUCUAUCUAUCUAUCUAUCUAUCUAUCUAUCUAUCUAUCUAUCUAUCUAUCUAUAGGCUAGCUAACUACUUAUCUGUUUCUGUGUCAUACCAUAAAUUCUCCAGUCAAUGAGAUUAAACUCUGUUGCUUCACAGCUCCACUUCAUGUCCAGUGUCUCCAUCUCCCUGCGAAGUACACUGGCAAAGGACCAAAAGUACCAAAAGAACCAAACGCACUAACUGAGGCUCAAUUUGACCAUACAUCAUUUGACCAUACGUGGUGGACCGUACGUAGUGGACCGUAUCAGAUUGUGAGGACCGGCGGUUCGACUUGAGUGAACCGUGGUCCAGUGAACCGUGGUCCCACCCUAUGGGGAAGACUGGUAAGAGCACUGUGGACCUCAACUCCCCAACAGAGGUCAAACAGGCAGUCCCAUUCGAGGUCAUGGAGACAGUGGCGCCCACAGAUGCCGAGGAGAAGGAGGAAGUACUCCCUGACAGGGGCUCCUGGAAGGGCAAGUUUGACUUCCUGUUGUCGUGCGUGGGCUACGCCAUCGGCCUGGGGAAUGUCUGGCGGUUCCCUUAUCUGUGCGGCAAGAAUGGAGGAGGUAAAAUAAACUGUGAGGGGAGGUAGGCCAUUUUGGCGUCUGGGAAAAAUCAUUGUCACAGGCUUUGAAAUAGUGAGAUUUCAUGGGGUGCCUGAAGAGGCAGGAGGAAAACUACACAUUUCAAAAUAUCAUCAGUAUAAAGCACAACAUAUUACAAUUUAUGGGAGAGCACUGUUUGAUGAACUAACACAUUGUGCCCCAAAUUUUUUUUUAAGAAACAUGCUAUUUAAUAUUUGAUUUAAUGUGAAUUAUGGGGCCCUGGAUUUUUCUAAAGAGUCCCAGUGGUUGAGAACCCCUGAUAUUAUAAUAAGGGCUCAUUAAUUCAUGUGGACUUGAUGAACUAACCAGUUCAGUUGAAUGCCAAAACUGCACCAAGAUGGCUGCCUAGCUUCACAUUUUCCAACAUAAGGAGUUAGCAGCUCUGUCCAUUGCUUUUAUGUGGGUUGUGUGUCAAAUGCUGUAUGGCACUGACCUGGUUUUGCAGGCCUGGUCCCAAGCUCUGCUCUGCUGUUAAGGUCACAGGCCUUACUGAAGCUUUGCUUGUUGAAUUCAAUAUAGUAUUAGAUAUAAUGUUCCAUAGACAGUUUUUACAUUACUGUACAGUGAGGGAAAAAAGUAUUUGAUCACCUGCUGAUUUUGUACGUUUGCCCACUGACAAAGAAAUGAUCAGUCUAUAAUUUUAAUGGUAGGUUUAUUUGAACAGUGAGAGACAGAAUAACAACAAAAAAAUCCAGAAAAACACAUGUCAAAAAUGUUAUAAAUUGACUUGCAUUUUAAUGAGGGAAAUAAGUAUUUGACACCUCUGCAAAACAUGACUUAGUACUUGGUGGCAAAACCCUUGUUGGCAAUCACAGAGGUCAGACGUUUCUUGUAGUUGGCCAUGAGGUUUGCACACAUCUCAGGAGGGAUUUUGUCCCACUCCUCUUUGCAGAUCUUCUCCAAGUCAUUAAGGUUUCGUGGCUGACGUUUGGCAACUCAAACCUUCACAACUCCAGGACCUUAAUGUGCUUCUUCUUGAGCCACUCCUUUGUUGCCUUGGCCAUGUGUUUUGGGUCAUUGUCAUGCUGGAAUACCCAUCCACAACCCAUUUUCAAUGCCCUGGCUAAGGGAAGGAGGUUCUCACCCAAGAUUUGAUGGUACAUGGCCCCGUCCAUCAUCCCUUUGAUGCGGUGAAGUUGUCCUGUCCCCUUAGCAGAAAAACACCCCCAAAGCAUAAUGUUUCCACCUCCAUGUUUGACGGUGGGGAUGGUGUUCUUGGGGUCAUAGGCAGCAUUCCUCCUCCUCCAAACACGGCGAGUUGAGUUGAUGCCAUAGAGCUCAAUUUUGGUCUCAUCUGACCACAACACUUUCACCCACUUCUCCUCUGAAUCAUUCAGAUGUUCAUUGGCAAACUUCAGACGGGCAUGUACAGUGGGGAAAAAAAGUAUUUAGUCAGCCCCCAAUUGUGCAAGUUCUCCCACUUAAAAAGAUGAGAGAGGCCUGUAAUUUUCAUCAUAGGUACAUGUCAACUAUGACAGACAAAAUGAGAAAAAAAAAUCCAGAAAAUCACAUUGUAGGAUUUUUUAUGAAUUUAUUUGCAAAUUAUGGUGGAAAAUAAGUAUUUGGUCAAUAACAAAAGUUUCUCAAUACUUUGUUAUAUACCCCUUGUUGGCAAUGACACAGGUCAAACGUUUUCUGUAAGUCUUCACAAGGUUUUCACACACUGUUGCUGGUAUUUUGGCCCAUUCCUCCAUGCAGAUCUCCUCUAGAGCAAUGAUGUUUUGGGGCUGUCGCUGGGCAACACGGACUUUCAACUCCCUCCAAAGAUUUUCUAUGGGGUUGAGAUCUGGAGACUGGCUAGGCCACUCCAGGACCUUGAAAUGCUUCUUACGAAGCCACUCCUUCGUUGCCCGGGAGGUGUGUUUGGGAUCAUUGUCAUGCUAAAAGACCCAGCCACGUUUCAUCUUCAAUGCCCUUGCUGAUGGAAGGAGGUUUUCACUCAAAAUCUCACGAUACAUGGCCCCAUUCAUUCUUUCCUUUACACGGAUCAGUCGUCCUGGUCCCUUUGCAGAAAAACAGCCCCAAAACAUGAAGUUUCCACCCCCAUGCUUCACAGUAGGUAUGGUGUUCUUUGGAUGCAACUCAGCAUUCUUUGUCCUCCAAACACGAUGAGUUGAGUUUUUACCAAAAAGUUGUAUUUUGGUUUCAUCUGACCAUAUGACAUUCUCCCAAUCCUCUUCUGGAUCAUCCAAAUGCACUCUAGCAAACUUCAGACGGGCCUGGACAUGUACAGGCUUAAGCAGGGGGACACGUCUGGCAAUGCAGGAUUUGAGUCCCUGGCGGAGUAGUGUGUUACUGAUGGUAGGCUUUGUUACUUUGGUCCCAGCUCUCUGCAGGUCAUUCACUAGGUUCCCCCGUGUGGUUCUGGGAUUUUUGCUCACCUUUCUUGUGAUCAUUUUGACCCCACGGGGUGAGAUCUUGUGUGGAGCCCCAGAUCAAGGGAGAUUAUCAGUGGUCUUGUAGGUCUUCCAUUUCCUAAUAAUUGCUCCCACAGUUGAUUUCUUCAAACCAAGCUGCUUACCUAUUGCAGAUUCAGUCUUCCCAGCCUGGUGCAGGUCUACAAUUUUGUUUCUGGUGUCCUUUGACAGCUCUUUGGUCUUGACCAUAGUGGAGUUUGGAGUGUGACUGUUUGAGGUUGUGGACAGGUGUCUUUUAUACUGAUAACAAGUUCAAACAGUUGCCAUUAAUACAGGUAACGAGUGGAGGACAGAGGAGCCUCUUAAAGAAGAAGUUACAGGUCUGUGAGAGCCAGAAAUCUUGCUUGUUUGUAGGUGACCAAAUACUUAUUUUCCACCAUAAUUUGCAAAUAAAUUCAUUAAAAAUCCUACAAUGUGAUUUUCUGGAUUUUUUCUCUCUCAAUUUGUCUGUCAUAGUAGACGUGUACCUAUGAUGAAAAUGACAGGCCUCUCUCAUCUUUUUAAGUGGGAGAACUUGCACAAUUGGUGGCUGACUAAAUACUUUUUUCCCCCACUGUAUAUGUGCUUUCUUGAGCAGGGAGAACUUGCAGGCGCUGCAGGAUUUCAGUCCUACACGGCGUAGUGUGUUACCAAUUGUUUUCUUGGUGCCUAUGGUCCCAGCUGCCUUGAGAUCAUUGACAAGAUCCUCCCGUGUAGUUCUGGGCUGAUUCCUCACCGUUCUCAUGAUCAUUGCAACUCCACGAGGUGAGAUCGUGCAUGGAGCCCCAGGCCGAGGGAGAUUGACAGUUAUUUUGUGUUUCUUCCAUUUGCGAAUAAUCGCACCAACUGUUGUCACCUUCUCACCAAGCUGCUUGGCGGUGGUCUUGUAGCCCAUUUCAGCCUUAUGUAGGGCUGGAAUGGGUCUUUUAUACAGGUAACAAACUGAGAUUAGGAGCACUCCCUUUAAGAGUGUGCUCCUAAUCUCAGCUCCUUACCUGUAUAAAAGACACCUGGGAGCCAGAAAUCUUUCUGAUUGAGAGGGGGUCAAAUACUUAUUUCCCUCAUUAAAAUGCAAAUCAAUUUCUAACAUUUUUGACAUGCAUUUUUCUGGAUUUUGUUGAUGUUAUUCUGUCUCUCACUGUUCAAAUAAACCUACCAUUAAAAUGAUAGACUGAUCAUUUCUUUGUCAGUGGGCAAACGUACAAAAUCAGCAGGGGAUCAAAUACUUUUUUCCCUCACUGUAUAUGGAACUUGUAGGAUGUGUAACAUGACAUGGAAAAUGAACAGACAUUGUAAAAAAGGAAGCUUUCAAUGAAUACAUUUGGCUAUCCAUCUUAUUUAGUUUUAUGCAACCUGAGUGAGAGAAAAUCUAAACAUGUCAUUAAAACAACUGCAUGGAAUAUACCAUGAUGAUUAUUUAAUGACCAACCUUGAUUUAUUAUUGAUUAGCAUAUUGUUAAUAAUGAAAUUGCCAUUAGCAAACAUCUAUAUUUCAUCACAAUGUACACUGUGCUAGUAUGCUGCAUCAUAUUUAUGGACUAUUGAGGUCACUCUCUGUGUUAGUGAGCGAAUAAUUACAAAUAUAUAUCAUCAACAGUGUUAGUGUUCACAGAAACGUUUUUUAAAAUUAAAAUGUUACAAUGUUUUUCGAGGUAAAAUAUCCUUAAAGUGUAACGAAUAACACCUUUCUAAAUUAAGUUAAAUUCGUUUUUGAAUUCAGCACCUUUCCAGUAUUGUAAAAUCUAAUAAAUCACUGAGUUUAUAUUUUCUAUUUCUAAUGUCAAUAACUUUGUGAAGUGAGCAAAGAUUAGAAGCAAACACUUUAGAUACUAUACUCCUGACCGGUAUUCAAUCAGACGCAGAUUGAUUUUAUUGAUGUAUUCUUUUUGCAUUUUACACUUGAGAGGGACUGAUGUAAUGCAGUGUUUCCCAAACUCAGUCCUCGGGACCCCAAGGGGUGCAUGUUUUGGUUUUCGCCCUAAAAGCUGGUUAAAUUAAUCACUAAUCAUCAAGCUUUAAUUAUUUAAAUCAGCUGUGUAGUGCUAGGGCAAAAACCAAAACAUGCACCCCUAGGGGUCCCGAGGACCGAGUUUGAGAAACUGAUUUAAUAUGUUGAUAAUGUGUUGUAUUGCACAGUCCCCUUCUUUUCAUGCAUAGUUCAUUCUAUUGAUUCUAUUGGUUUCUGUAGUCGUCAUACAUUUAACUAGUUCCCCCAUCCAUCAGGGCUCAGGGCCAUAUGCAUAUGUUACUGUCUGUGUCCUACAUCCAACUUCUCCUUUGGAGAUCAAUUAAGUGUUUUGAAUUCAAUUCAAUAUGGAUAUCCAUAUAGCCCUUGCAGGAGUGUGCUUGUUUUGCACAGCAGUGUGUCCCUGUGCAGGGAGUUGACACUUGAUAUAGAAAUUGUGAGUUUGGUUGUGUGCACUGGAUGAUUUGUCAGCCAAGUUCACCUUCAAAACUGAACGGGUCAUGUCAUCCCACUGGGCACACACUGAUUGAAUCAGCGUUGUUUCCACAUCAUUUCAAUGAAAUAAUGUUGAGCCAACGUGGAAUAGACGCUGAAUUGACGUCUGUCCUCAGUGGGAUUGGACUGCUAGUUUGUUAAUCACAUGUGAUGAAGCUGCUGUACAAAUCACACACUUCUGAAAUCACCUAUCCAUAAAUCCACUAUAUAAAACGGAUUGAAUACUGGCCAUUUAAUGUCUUAACCACAUCCGAGUCUCAAUCCUCCAACCUUCUCUCAAAGUGUGCACUUGCACACGCCCCAUGGUAAAAACCACAGGAGGCUGCUGAGGGGAGGAUGGCUAAUAUAAACGUCCGGAACGGAGCAAAUGGAAUGGUAUCAAACACAUGGAAACCAUGUGUUUGAUGUAUUUGAUACCAUUCCACUGAUUCCGCUCCAGUCAUUACCACAAGCCCUUCCUCCCCAAUUAAGGUGCCACCAACCUCCUGUGGUAUAAACUGUCUCCAGCACAGGAGGUUGGUGGCGCCUUAAUUGGGGAGGACGGGCUCGUGGUAAUAGCUGGAGCAGAACAGAUUCAAAUGCAUCAAACACAUGGUUUCCAUUCGCUCCUUCCUGGCCAUUAUUAUGAGCCGUCCUCCCCUCAGCAGCCUCCUGUGGCUCCAGACAGUGCUUCCACCAAUCCUUUAAUGCUUUUAAAAUCCAUGAUAGUGAUUGCACACUUUGAGAGAAGGAUGGAGAAUGGGGAUGCAGACUGUAAGUAAAAGUGUAAAUACAGAUGAAAGAGGAUAUCUUUGGUGUAAAUGUGAAACACACUUCCUGUUGUGUCACACUGUGCCCUGGUCAUGUGACAGGGGCUUUCCUGAUCCCAUACUUCCUCACCCUGGUGUUUGCUGGCAUACCUCUGUUCCUGUUGGAGACGUCACUGGGCCAAUUCACCUCGGUGGGGGGGCUGGGGGUGUGGACCAAACUAAUGCCUAUGAUGAAAGGUGAGAUAUGUUGAAAAUCCCCCCACAUAUUGACAGAUAGUCUAGGUAGGUGAUUGAUUGUGGUUGGUUGUUAGAUUACAUUAAUUAGACAAUUAAAGAAUGCAUAUACAUACAAAUGCAACACAUUCAAAAUCAUUGUAGUUCAUUAAAACAUCUUAGAGAAUAGAUAUACACAUAUCCCAAAGACAAAUAAUAGUUAGCUAUAGCAGUUCAUAGGUAGUUAACUAUUUGUUUGCUAAUACUGACCUCUUUCUCUCUCUCCCCUAUAGGGGUUGGUCUGGCCUCAGUGGUGCUCUCCUUCUGGCUCAACAUCUACUACAUUAUCAUCAUCGCCUGGGCCCUCUACUAUCUCUUCAACUCCUUCAGAGCGGUAGGUGACAUCACCACACUAAUCACACAACAUUAUCAUCAUCGCCUGGGCCCUCUACUACCUCUUCAACUCCUUCAGAGCGGUAGGUGACAUCACCACACUAAUCACACAACAUUAUCAUCAUCGCCUGGGCCCUCUACUAUCUCUUCAACUCCUUCAGAGCUAUAGGUGACAUCACCACACUAAUCACACAACAUUAUCAUCAUCGCCUGGGCCCUCUACUACCUCUUCAACUCCUUCAGAGCGGUAGGUGACAUCACCACACUAAUCACACAACAUUAUCAUCAUCGCCUGGGCCCUCUACUACCUCUUCAACUCCUUCAGAGCGGUAGGUGACAUCACCACACUAAUCACACAACAUUAUCAUCAUCGCCUGGGCCCUCUACUACCUCUUCAACUCCUUCAGAGCGGUAGGUGACAUCACCACACUAAUCACACAACAUUAUCAUCAUCGCCUGGGCCCUCUACUACCUCUUCAACUCCUUCAGAGCGGUAGGUGACAUCACCACACUAAUCACACAACAUUAUCAUCAUCGCCUGGGCCCUCUACUACCUCUUCAACUCCUUCAGAGCGGUAGGUGACAUCACCACACUAAUCACACAACAUUAUCAUCAUCGCCUGGGCCCUCUACUACCUCUUCAACUCCUUCAGAGCGGUAGGUGACAUCACCACACUAAUCACACAACAUUAUCAUCAUCGCCUGGGCCCUCUGCUACCUCUUCAACUCCUUCAGAGCAGUAGGUGACAUCACCACACUAAUCACACUACAUUAUCAUCAUCGUCUGGGCCCUCUGCUAUCUCUUCAACUCCUUCCGAGCGGUAGGUGACAUCACCACACUAGAAAGCAGUAGCCCAGUCAAAUCAAAUCAACAUUUAUUGGUCACGUGCACACGGUACAGUGAAAUUCUCCUCAACAAUAGAGUAAAAUAUCUGUCACAAAUCUGUUUGUGCUGUCUUGCCAACUUCCACGGUCAUUGACUCCUAUGGUCAUAGCCUGGUUCCAGAUCUAUUUGUGCUCUGUUGCUGACUCAGCAGAAAGCACAAACAAAUCUGGAACCAGGCUAUGGAAUAAGCAGGAGUAUAUUAUUUGCUGUGACUUCAUAGCUUAACUAUGUGACCUGACCAGAAAUAAGUGUGGGUUGAAUACGUUAUAGGCUAUAACUAACAAAUGCUCUAAGAAAUACGCAGGCCUUAGUCAGACUACUCAGUUUCUGAGUAGUUCACUUACAGUGGGGGAAAAAAGUAUUUAGUCAGCCACCAAUUGUGCAAGUUCUCCAACUUAAAAAGAUGAGAGAGGCCUGUAAUUUUUAUCAUAGGUACACGUCAACUAUGACAGACAAAAUGAGAAAAAAAAUCCAGAAAAUCACAUUGUAGGAUUUUUUAUGAAUUUAUUUGCAAAUUAUGGUGGAAAAUAAGUAUUUGGUCAAUAACAAAAGUUUCUCAAUACUUUGUUAUAUACCCUUUGUUGGCAAUGACACAGGUCAAACGUUUUCUGUAAGUCUUCACAAGGUUUUCACACACUGUUGCUGGUAUUUUGGCCCAUUCCUCCAUGCAGAUCUCCUCUAGAGCAGUGACGUUUUGGGGCUGUCGCUGGGCAACACGGACUUUCAACUCCCUCCAAAGAUUUUCUAUGGGGUUGAGAUCUGGAGACUGGCUAGGCCACUCCAGGACCUUGAAAUGCUUCUUACGAAGCCACUCCUUCGUUGCCCGGGCGGUGUGUUUGGGAUCAUUGUCAUGCUGAAAGACCCAGCCACGUUUCAUCUUCAAUGCCCUUGCUGAUGGAAGGAGGUUUUCACUCAAAAUCUCACGAUACAUGGCCCCAUUCAUUCUUUCCUUUACACGGAUCAGUCGUCCUUGUCCUUUGCAGAAAAACAGCCCCAAAGCAUGAUGUUUCCACCCCCAUGCUUCACAGUAGGUAUGGUGUUCUUUGGAUGCAACUCAGCAUUCUUUGUCCUCCAAACACGACGAGUUGAGUUUUUACCAAAAAGUUCUAUUUUGGUUUCAUCUGACCAUAUGACAUUCUCCCAAUCCUCUUCUGGAUCAUCCAAAUGCAUUCUAGCAAACUUCAGACGGGCCUGGACAUGUACUGGCUUAAGCAGGGGGACACUUCUGGCACUGCAGGAUUUGAGUCCCUGGCGGCGUAGUGUGUUACUGAUGGUAGGCUUUGUUACUUUGGUCCCAGCUCUCUGCAGGUCAUUCACUAGGUCCCCCCAUGUGGUUCUGGGAUUUUUGCUCACCGUUCUUGUGAUCAUUUUGACCCCACGGGGUGAGAUCUUGCGUGGAGCCCCAGAUCGAGGGAGAUUAUCAGUGGUCUUGUAUGUCAUCCAUUUCCUAAUAAUUGCUCCCACAGUUGAUUUCUUCAAACCAAGCUGCUUACCUAUUGCAGAUUCAGUCUUCCCAGCCUGGUGCAGGUCUACAAUUUUGUUUCUGGUGUCCUUUGACAGCUCUUUGGUCUUGGCCAUAGUGGAGUUUGGAGUGUGACUGUUUGAGGUUGUGGACAGGUGUCUUUUAUACUGAUAACAAGUUCAAACAGGUGCCAUUAAUACAGGUAACGAGUGGAGGACAGAGGAGCCUCUUAAAGAAGAAGUUAGAGGUCUGUGAGAGCCAGAAAUCUUGCUUGUUUGUAGGUGACCAAAUACUUAUUUUCCACCAUAAUUUGCAAAUAAAUUCAUUAAAAAUCCUACAAUGUGAUUUUCUGGAUUUGUUUUCCUCAAUUAGUCUGUCAUAGUUGACGUGUACCUAUGAUGAAAAUUACAGGCCUCUCUCAUCUUCUUAAGUGGGAGAACUUGCACAAUUGGUGGCUGACUAAAUACUUGUUUUCCCCACUGUAAUAGUGUUCUGACUCCUGUGGUUCACUGUGGCUGUUCAUUUUGUUCCACACAAAGGCCUGAGACAGAGUUAUUAUAUCUGUACAGACGCUCUCCAUCACCAGUCUCCUCACACCAGACAGGAGCACAAAGAGAUGGGUCAGGAGUGUGAGGGGAGAGAGAGAGAGACAGACAGAGAGAGAGUGAGAGAAAGAGAGAGAGAGAGAGAGAGAGAGAGAGAGAGAGAGAGAGAGAGAGAGAGAGAGAGAGAGAGAGAGAGAGAGAGAGAGAGAGGCAGUUGGAGGUAGAAAGAGAGAGGGAGAGGGGGUAGAGAGAGAGGGAUAGGGAGAGAGAGAGAUAUAGGUAGAAAGGUAGAGGUAGAGAGAGAGCGAGAGAGAGAGAGAGAGAGAGAGAGAGAGAGAGAGAGAGAGAAAGAGAGAAAGAGACAUCACUGAAAUGAAGCAGACAAUCUGAGACACCAAGAGCUUUCCACUCAAAAGUGGUGCAGAAAUACAUAUAUGAUGAUGACCUGAGAGAGCAGACAAGAAAAUAAAAUGGUUCCAAGCACAGAGAGUACCUGAGACUCCAUUACGGGUUCUUCAAUCUCGGUUAACCCAGAACUAAAAAUUUGCGUAAUUUGGUCAGAAUGGGAGAAUGGUGUUUUUAGUGGUUUGUAGCCUACAGUAACAUAAAUUAAUGAAAACGCUAUUAUGUUCUUUGAAAAAAAAUCAUUAAUAUACUAAUGUUACCUAAUACCUUCAUAAAUAUAACCAAAGGAUUGUUUGCAGCAAGAGUGCAAUUCGAUUAGAUACAAGGUGGAAAGACCUUUAGUUUCUAUAUGACAAUGAAAACCCUGUACUCAUUGACUUCAAUUCAAUUCAAAUGACUCUAUUUUCUUGUGAGGGAGCUUCUUGUGUGGAAUGGUUCCUAUGACAGACAAACAGCACAUACAAAUAAUAUCUAACAGGCAGUAGAGGACAGGACAUAGGGGAAACAAGUUGCUCACUCCAUCAUAAAACUAACCGGGCUUUAGAUUACUACCACAAUAGUCUCCUCUAACAGCCAGCUCUGAGCCUGGGGAUGAGGUUACUACCAUACAUCAUUGAUUACUACCCUACUGUAUGAGUUAAAUAGCUCUCCAAUGUUCUCCUUUAGGCAAUGGACAAUGCUAAUGCCUGUUUGUUCUGAUCCUUCCUUCCUUCCCUCUCUCUCUCUCUCUCUCUCUCUCUCUCUCUCUCUCUCUCUCUCUCCAUCCAUCUCUCUCUCUCUCUCUCUCUCUCUCUCUCUCUCCAUCUAUCUCUCUCUCUCUCUCUCCAUCCAUCUCUCUCUCUCUCUCUCUCUCUCUCUCGCUCUCUCUCCAUCCAUCUCUCUUUCUCUCUCUCUCUCUCUCUCUCUCUCCAUCCAUCUCCGUCUCUCUCAAUUCAAUUCAAUUCAAUUCAAGCUGCUUUAUUGGCAUGAAAAACAUUGCGUCAAUAUUGCCAAAGCAACAAUGUAUACAAUAUACAUUGUAAUAAAAUAAUAAAUAAUAACAAAUAAUAAAAAAUGGUAGUAAAUAAUAAUAAAUAAAUAAAUAACAACAAUAAAAUGGUAACAGUCAAUAGUAUAAAUAUAAUAAAUAUACAAAUCUAAAUAUGGAAAAUGAAACUAUAACUAACUUAUAACUAAAUAACGGUCAUCUUCACCAUUAUAUCAGUACUACAACUACCAUCAUCAUUACUACCACUACUACCACCACCAUCAUUAAACUGCCAUCAUUACCAUUACCACCCAUACCACUACUAUUUGGAAUGAUAAACAACAAUAAUAAUGGUAAUAACAAUAAUAGCAAUAACAAUAAUAAUAAGUACGUUACUAUUUAUUAUGCAGAUGUUAUUAUUCAGUGUCCCUCAGGCUAUGGCAGGCAAAUACAUAUUUGGCUGCAAGAGGAGCCAUAGCUCCUUCGCCCAUGAGUAUUUUUAGUUUUUCCUCUGGGUUUAAUAAGUAAAAUUUUGGAAUAAAUCUAGUCAUUUCUGUGAAUAAUGAAUCUCUUUGUGAGGAAUAUUUAUCACAGUAAAGGAGAAAGUGCAUUUCUGUUUCUACCUCCCCUGUCGUGCAGUGACCACAUAUACGCUCCUCUUUGGGUAGCCAUGUCUUUUUAUGUCUGCCGGUUUCUAUUGCCAAUUGAUGGUCCCUCAGCCUGUACUUGGUAAGGAUCUGUCUCUGCUUCGUAUCUCUGACAGAGUAGAGAUAAUCAGCCGAUUCAUAUUCUCUUUGGGAUUUUGUUUCGUUUUUCCAAUGUUGUAAAUAUGAGUCCUUUGAUUGGUUCAUGAUUUUGUUCAUUGGAAUUCUUUCUUUUGAAGCAGUGCUGGUGUCAGCUUGGUUGGUUAGGUCCAACACCAGCUGACUGAGAGGGCUCGUUUCUGGGCUCAGCUGUUGGGUUUGAAGUGCUUUAAAUUGCAGACUUGAAUUUGGACUUGAAUUUAGAUGUAGCCAAAAUAUUAAUGAUCUUUUCUGUAUUUUCAUUACUACUGGAAAGCGGCUCAAUUCUGCCCUACAUGCAUUAGUUGGUGUAUUUCUCUGGACUUGUAGAAUUUUCCGACAGAAUUCUGCAUGUAGGGCUUCAAUUGGAUGUUUGUCCCAUAUUUUAAAGUCCAGUUUAUUGAGUGGCCCCCAAACCUCACUUCCGUAAAGAGCUAUUGGUAGGAUUACACUGUCAAAUAUUUUGGUCCAAAUUCUAAUUGGGAUAUUGAUUUUGAAUAAUUUCAUUUUUAUUGCAUACAAUGCUCUGCGGGCUUUUUCUUUGAGUGCAUUCACUGCCAUAUUAAAGUUUCCCGAUGCAGAUAUGGUCAGACCAAGGUAUGUGUAAUUUUUAGUGUGUUCAAUUAUGGUGUUGUUCAGGGUGAAUUUAUAUUUGUGUUUCUGACAUCUGUUUUUUUUUUGUGGAAAAUCAUGAUUUUAGUUUUUUUGAAAUGUACUGCCAGGGCCCAAUUAUUGCAAUAUUGCUCUAGAAUGUUAAGGUUCUGUUGAAGACCUUCUUUGGUUGGUGAUAGAAGUACCAAGUCAUCAGCAUAUCUCUCUCUCUCUCUCUCUGUCUCCUCUCUCUCGCGCCAGAGAGCGCGCGAGCGCGCGAGAGCGCGACAGCGACGCGCGCGCGCGCGGAGCCAGCGCCAGCGCAAGCGCGAGGCGCGCGGCGGCAAAGACGCAGCGCGCGCGCGCUGACGCGCAGCGCAGAGCGCGAGCGAGGCCAGCCAGCGCGCGAUCUCGCGCGCGCCAGUCAAGCCGAGCGAGCCAGCGAGCAGUGGAGAGCGCGCGAGCGUUCGCGCGCGCGCGCACCAACGAGGAGAGCGCGCGCGAGGGCGAGCGCGCGCGCAGCGAGCGAGCAGCAGAGCCAGAGGCGAUGCGGCCAGAGAGCGAGCAGAGUACAGGCUCGAGACAUCUACAUAGAGCGCCGCGAGAGCCAUACUGUCUAUAUCUCUCGCGCGAUCUCGCUAGAAUCCAUCUCUCUAUAAGCCACCGAGAUAUCUCCAUCAAGAUCCUACACAUCUUCUAUCUCGUUGCGCUCUCUCUCUCCGCUCUCUCUCUCUCGUCCAGCCAUACAGCCGCUCUCUCUCUUCUCAAUGAUCUCUCUAUCUAUCUCCAUAUCAUUAUCUCUCUCUCUCGCUCUAUCUCUCUCUCUCUUCUCCUCCAUCUCUCUCUCUCUCUCUUCUCUCUCUCUCUCUCUCUCUCUCUCUCCAUCCAUCUCUGUCUCUCUGUCUCUCUGUCUCUCUCUCUCUCUCUCUCUCUCUCCAUCCAUCUCUGUCUCCCUCUCUCUCUCUCUCUCUCUCUCUCUCCUCUCUCAUCCAUCUCUGUCUUCUCUCUAUCUGUCUCUAGGAUUUGCCGUGGGAGGGUUGUGAUAACCCCUGGAACACAGAGAAAUGUUUCUCCAACUACAGUUUGACAGACACCACCAACCUCACCAGUGCUGUCACUGAGUUCUGGGAGUACGUCAAAUAAUAAAUUUUUAUUUUAACACUUGAAUUGUGGUGUUUCUAAUGGUUUUUCAUUUUUAAAUCUAGCCUACAUUAAUAUAAAUUAAUGAAAAUGCUAUUAUGUUCUUUGAAAAAAAAACAUUCAUAUACUAAAGACUUUCAUAAAUACAACCAAAGGAUUGUUUUUCUGAUAGCAUACAUGAAAUGUAUUUAUUAGACUAUUAGAAUGUUGACGUCCAAAAGAGUGGGGUCCCUCGAGGCCAGGCAUUUCUAGUGUUAAACUUCUAUCAUUUAUCACUGAGUCGUGUGAAAAGCAUGGGAUAAAAUAUGUAAAAUGUGUGUGUGUAUACUAAAUUUGUGUGUGUAUAUUGACAAUGUGUGUGUGGGUGACCAGAGUGUGCAUAACUGUUUGUUUGUGUGUGAGUGGCCUGUCUGUCUGUAUGCGUGUGUGUGUGUUCAUGUGUGUAUAACCUGUCCGAAAGUAUGUAUGCAUGUGUCUGUGUGACCCAGAUGUGUGUGUGUGUGUGUGACUGCACUGACCGGUGUGUGUGUGACUGCACUGACCGGUGUGUGUCCCCCGUCCAGGCGGAACAUGCACCAGCUGUCCAGUGGUCUGGAGGAGCCUGGUGAGGUGCGCUGGCCCCUGGCUGGAACUCUGGCCUUGUCCUGGAUCCUGGUCUACUUCUCUAUCUGGAAAGGAGUGGAGUGGACAGGGAAGGUCAGACCUCUUGCUCUUAUUUCUACUCUCUUUCUUUUUUCCUUCUCUCUUUUCUUUCAUGUCUCUUUCUCUCUCUCUUUCCGUCCCUCCUUUCCCAUCUUGGUGCUUUUGUCUUGGUCUCUCUCUUUCUGUCUCAUUAUGUCUGGGUGACUCUGUUUCCAUCUCUCUCUCUGUCUCUGGCACUCAUGGUAUUUCAUGAAAAACUCUCUUCAUCUGGAAGACACAUCAACCACAAUACAAUUGAUAGAAUGGCUAAAUCCAUUUCAGCAUCAUCAUAUACUAUAGUUCAACUCUGAUAUAUGCAGCAGGCCACAGCUACCUUCCAUGACUGUAACCUGGCAACUACAUAUUCUUCUCCGAGGGUAAUUGGAAUUUAAUGUCAACCACACAAAGCAGAAAAUUAAUUCCCCCAAGGCCCUGGCCUUGAUGGAAUUGACCAAUUAAACACAAUCAUUAUUUGACAAAGCGCAAAGCACAGGAGAGGAAGGUGAGGCAGGCGAGCAGGAAUUAAAAUGUUUCAGUCCCUAAUGGUGAAUGUUUCAGUCUGCUCAUGUACCAUUGAGGUUGGAAGUUCACCCUCAAUUGGGAUUUUCAACUACCCACCUUUUCACUCCUCACCAAUGCACCAUGUCUAUGUAGUCCUCUGUAGCUCAGCUGGUAGAGCAUGGCGCUUGUAACGCUAAGGUAGUGGGUUCAAUCCCCGGGACCACCCAUACACAAAAAAAAUAAAAAAUGCAUGCAUGACUGUAAGUCGCUUUGGAUAAAAGCGUCUGCUAAAUGACAUAUUUAUUAUUUAUGUCUGUUCUUCAGGUGGUCUAUUUCUCUGUCCCCUAUCUGUUCUUCAGGUGGUCUAUUUCUCCGCCACGUACCCUUACUUCAUGCUGUUUAUCCUGUUUUUCCGUGGGGUCACUCUCCCUGGGGCCAAGGAGGGCAUCCUCUUCUACAUCACCCCCGACUUCAACAAACUCCUCAAGUCUGAGGUACGGUAGCCCCUAAGGGUCACACACUCACAGACCAUGUGUCUAUGCGCACACUCAAAUGUCAACAGGAAAAAUAAGAAAUGUUUAAUGUCUUGACAUGUGAAAACUGUCCUGUGUAUUUCGAUAUGUCUUUGUGAGUGUGUGUGUAUUUCGGUAUGUCUUUGUGAGUUUGUGUGUAUUUCGGUAUGUCUUUGUGAGUGUGUGUGUAUUUCAGUAUGUCUUUGUGAGUGUGUGUGUAUUUCGGUAUGUCUUUGUGAGUGUGUGUGUAUUUCGGUAUGUCUUUGUGAGUGUGUGUGUAUUUCGGUAUGUCUUUGUGAGUGUGUGUGUAUUUCGGUAUGUCUUUGUGAGUGUGUGUGUAUUUCGGUAUGUCUUUGUGAGUGUGUGUGUAUUUCGGUAUGUCUUUGUGAGUGUGUGUGUAUUUCGGUAUGUCUUUGUGAGUGUGUGUGUAUUUCGGUAUGUCUUUGUGAGUGUGUGUGUAUUUCGGUAUGUCUUUGUGAGUGUGUGUUUAUUUCGGUAUGUCUUUGUGAGUGUGUGUGUAUUUCGGUAUGUCUUUGUGAGUGUAUGUAUUUCGGUAUGUCUUUGUGAGUGUGUGUUUAUUUCGGUAUGUCUUUGUGAGUGUGUGUGUAUUUCGGUAUGUCUUUGUGAGUGUGUGUGUAUUUCAGUAUGUCUUUGUGAGUGUGUGUGUAUUUCGGUAUGUCUUUGUGAGUGUGUGUGUAUUUCAGUAUGUCUUUGUGAGUGUGUGGUGUAUUUCGGUAUGUCUUUGUGAGUGUGUGUGUAUUUCAGUAUGUCUUUGUGAGUGUGUGUGUAUUUCGGUAUGUCUUUGUGAGUGUGUGUGUAUUUCAGUAUGUCUUUGUGAGUGUGUGUGUAUUUCAGUAUGUCUUUGUGAGUGUGUGUGUAUUUCCGUAUGUCUUUGUGAGUGUGUGUGUAUUUCCGUAUGUCUUUGUGAGUGUGUGUGUAUUUCGGUAUGUCUUUGUGAGUGUGUGUGUAUUUCGGUAUGUCUUUGUGAGUGUGUGUGUAUUUCAGUAUGUCUUUGUGAGUGUGUGUGUAUUUCGGUAUGUCUUUGUGAGUGUGUGUGUAUUUCAGUAUGUCUUUGUGAGUGUGUGUGUAUUUCGGUAUGUCUUUGUGAGUGUGUGUGUAUUUCAGUAUGUCUUUGUGAGUGUGUGUGUAUUUCGGUAUGUCUUUGUGAGUGUGUGUGUAUUUCCGUAUGUCUUUGUGAGUGUGUGUGUAUUUCGGUAUGUCUUUGUGAGUGUGUGUGUAUUUCGGUAUGUCUUUGUGAGUGUGUGUGUAUUUCGGUAUGUCUUUGUGAGUGUGUGUGUAUUUCGGUAUGUCUUUGUGAGUGUGUGUGUGUUUUUGUCUGACUACUCUCCCAGGUGUGGCUGGACGCUGCCACUCAGAUCUUCUUCUCCUAUGGACUGGGUCUGGGUUCGCUCAUCGCCUUGGGAAGUUACAACUCCUUCAACAACGAUGUGUACAGGUAAGAAACCCCCACAGCCUCUCCUUUAUGCCUUAUGCCCCUGUUAGUGACCCACUGGUUUCAAACCUGGGUCUCCUGUCAUGUGUGCAUCAAGACUGUUAGCCCUCUGAGCUAAAGCCUGUGCAUUUUCUCAGGGAGCUAACGCACAUCUUCAGGUAAGGCUCAUCAAACGACUUCUGUUACAUGUUAAAAACCUAGAUGAUGGAACCCAGUGGCGGCUGGUGAAAAAUAUUCUCGGUGGGGCUGUGCCAUACUUUUUUUUUCCUGUAACCAUCGCAAUAUAUUUUAACACAAACUGCAGGACAGCAGUGCUCAGUGAAACAUUCAGUAAUUAUUUAAUGCCAAUAUUAAAAAGUUGAGGCAUUCUUACACAAAAACAUAUUACACAAACCCAAGCCUUUCAUUUGCAUUUAAAGUGAACUUUUCACCAUUGGUAGUAAACAGGCAACGCAACAGGCAUGCUGUCAGAACAGAGUGGAAAGUGGACAAUAACAUGAAAUUAUUAUAAAGUUUAUAGGAAAUCUUACACUGUAUAAAAGGAUGUAUAAUAUAGAAAUGGAUAUCAAGUGGAUGAACUCAAACCUCUGACUGGAAGAAUAGCAUACAGUAUUUUAUGAUCAUACUAAAUGUGACUAAUUGUUAAUGUGCUCCAGAACUGCAACAAUUAAUUGAUACAAAACAACAUAUAUACAGUAAUAUUAGCAAAGACACUAUUAAGACUUUCUAGAGUACCAUAUAUAACUGGAUUUUUUAUGCUAAGGUCAACUAUAUACAAAGAAACAUGCGGCCAGAGCUGCUCUGUGUGUGUGUGUCUGUCAUCUUAUUUGUACAGGAAUUUUGCCCGUCUGUCCUUCUGAGUGGCAAACUUCUCAAUGACCCUUUGAUUAAAGUCAGGAAUGUCCCUGACAAGUUUCUUCUCCAUGGAGAGCAUGGCCAGAGCGUUCAGGCGAUCCUGUGUCAUGCUGUUUCUCAGGAAGGUCUUGAUCCUUUUCAGUGUAGAGAAGCACCUUUCUGACUCAGCAGUUGUCAUGGGUGUGGUGAUGAGGAUCUUGAGGAGGCUGGCAGUCUCUGUGAAAGUCCUCUGAAGGUUGUUCUCCAUGAAGAACUGGUACAGGGGCACUGCACCACUACAAGCCUUGAACUCACUGUUCUCAUAGAUGAGGGACAGUUCGGUUUUGAGCUUGGCCUUGUUCAACAUGGGGUACGCCUCCACGGUUGUUUCAAGCGCUGUAUCGGGGAACUUCACACUGUGUUGUGGGAACAACUCUCCGUGCAACAGUGUUGCGCUGAUGAGGUGCUGGGUGAAGGAGAACCUCUCUUUGGCAUGACUCAGGAUGGUAUCACAUACCUGUAAAAGAUACAUCAUCAGCUUUAAUUUGCAAUUAAGCUAUUUUGAUGCAAGUGAUCCUGACUGACACAUGCCUAUGUCCAACUCAAGUAUAUGAUUACCAAGGUGCUGAUUGUUCAGGGUUUUGGCUACAUACUACCAGGCCUGAAAAAAGUUCUAGGGGGAAACACUGAAAAUUACAUCACAACUUACCUCUAUAGCCAACCUCUGUUGUUCUCCUGGUCCCAGCAUCCUCCGUCGCUUGAUGGGCUGUUGCUGCUCGUCAGAUGCGCUGUCCCCACACAAAGAGGGAAUUGAGGCCCUGGGUCCAAAAAAUAAAGUUUAAUUUGAUAACUUGCAAUCAGACUUCUUAACUCACUGUAAUUCCCCCUCAACACACAACCAGUGACUUUUAUAUAUAUAUAUAUAUAUAUAUAUAUAUAUAUAUAUAUAUAUAUAUAUAUAUAUAUAGACAGACAGACAGACAGAUAGUGUGUAUAUACACACAAACUAUGUCUAGUAACUGCUUUUAACCUGUGAUGUACAUAAUUAACUGAUGUUAUUACGUUUUAAAGCCUUUUUCUAUUACAUUUGUGAGAGGGAUGCAACAUCAUUUUGUUCUGCUGUGCACUUAGCAAUAAAGUUAAUCUUCAAUAACAACUAGGCCUCUUCUAGAAAUUGACCUGGUGGACACCUGAAUAAUUAUUACAAACUGUGUAGUACUUUCCUGCAUUAUUAUCAACGUCUGAUUGUGUCUUCUCUUUCCUUUUAAAAUACUAAAACAAAUAUAAUUGUGACGGCUCUAUGAUAAUCACUCACUUUGAUGACCAGACACAUUUAGGCUUUUAAACUGUUGUAAGUGAACUAUUCAUCUUUCUAACAACAUCUUUAUCAGCCAAUGGUAAAUAUAGUUAUUUACCUGAUUGUUAGCAUGCUGUCUGUGAACCUCUGGACAAGUGCUUUAAUGAAGACAGGGUCGAUGUUCCUCUUCUGCAGCUGGCUGAAAAGCAUGUCCACAUUUGGCAUGAUCUUGUGGAACAGUGCCAGGAAAAAAACAGAAAGCCUCGUCUUCGAGCAUCCUCACAAAGCCCCCCGCCUCUCUGACAGUCGGGGCAUCAAUGUUCCCAGAGUCUCUGAUGGUCUGGAAACACGUUAGGAGGUCAUCCCUGUACUCGUACACAGUGUUUACAGCGCGACUGUGGAAGUUCCACCGUGUUGUAGAGGCUCUGGGGAGUCUAUGCGCAACCACUUCGUCAAGCACGGUGGUUCGCUUGGGAGACCUGGAGAAGAAAGCAGAAAAUCCUGCAAGGUCGGAAAAGAAAGUGCUGAUCCUGGGGAUGCGUGAAGUAGCCUGCUGCAUGAUGAGGUUCAGCUGAUGUGCAUAGCAGUGGACGUAGUGCGCAUUUUCGUACACAUCCACUAUUUUACGCUGCACUCCGCCGGUGGCUCCCCUCAUCACACUUGCUCCGUCGUAAGCCUGGGCAAUAAGUUUGGCCUUUUGUCCAUGUGAGAGUAUGGUGCUGAGCCUCUCCAGCAGCGCUGUAGCGAUGGUGUCGGCGGUUGCGUUCUCGAUCAAAAUGAACUCGAAAAAACGCUCUUGGACGUUACUUUUAGCAUCGAUGUAGCGUAUCACAAGCACCAACUGGCAGUGGGUGGAAACGUCAGUCGUCUCGUCAGCUUGAAUGGCGAUAAAAUCAGCACUCUUUACUUCCUCCAGGAUGUAAUCCUUAAGCACUGACAGCAUACAGUCCAACAGCUCGUUCUGUAUCGUCUUUGAAGUGCCCUUAAAAACGGUAGCUGUCUUCAGGUGCUCCUCCAGCACACUGUCGAGGGAGGCAACAAAAUCCACUAAGCCCCGGAAAAUGCCGGGGUUGUCCGAGGAGUCAGUCUCCUCGUGCCCACGCAAGGCCAACUCAAAAGCCCCACAGAACUUCACACAAUCGAUAAUUUUGGAUAGAAUGUGCCUGUUUUUAUCCACCUCCUCAUUGUGUUUCCUCACCGCAAUCCUGUGGCCGUCAUCCAGCUGCGUAGCAAUGUUCACCCUUCCUAAUACAGCUAGCUUUACAGAGUUGUCCAUGUGUGCCCUGGUGUUCUCAUGUUUCUUUACCUUCUCUGACAGGUGCUUCAUAUCCCUCACUCCGGUACCUGUCCAUGCUGAAUCUGACCCCGUCGUUUUAAAAAGCAAGCACGGAAAGCAAAAUAAAGCAUUAGCAUCAGUGCACCCAGCUAGCCAAGCCUUCCUGGUGUACCAGCUACGGGAGAAGCCGCGCAUAUACUGCUUCCCUUUCUCGCUAGCCUGCUGUCUGAUUGAGAGGUCAGGUUGAUCUGGGCCCAGCUCUUUCACCCGAACUUUCUCUGACAAAGUUCUCCUCUCAAACGGAUCUUGGAGGAGAGAUUUCACCGAGUUAGGGUUGGGUCUUGGAGGAGUAACGUUUGCGCUCGCCAUUGUCGUCUAGUAAAAAUGGCGCCACUGGAGCCCGGUCCUUAUUUUAUCAGGGGCGAGCUUGGGGCGAUAAAAUAAUCGCCCUCCUUGGAUUCGAUUUAAGAUCGCUGAUUGGCUACAUUUUAUGUCAUACAUUCAUAUCUUAAAUUAGCAAUUGGCUUAACUGCUACGUAGACCCGCCUCCUCGGGGCACUUUCUGUAUCGCCCAGAGCUGACGAGGCGUUUGACAGGCAGAGGAAAGGUUGCGAAUAUGAUUUUCUAUCAUAUCUUACACAUAUUACUGUGUGCAUUCCAUAUUUCAAACACACACAUAUUGACAUACUGAUGUUUUUAUUAUUAUUAUUAUUAUUUUUAUUUAUUUUUUAUUUUAUUUUUUUAAAUAAUUUUAUUUAAGGGGGCGGGGCCCUAGCGCCCUCUAUCGGCCAGCCGCCACUGAUGGAACCAUUCUAUUUGCUUUGAUUCUAUACUUCUGAGUUCCACUCCAUCGUUCCUCUCCCUUUCAUUUGUUCUAUCCUUUUCUUGUUAUUGUCUUCCGUGGUGUUCCAUUAUGGUGUCCUGUCUCCUUACCAAUACCAAACAUGGGUUGUGUUUUUCUCUCCUGUCAGGGACUCCCUCAUCGUGUGCUGUAUAAACUCCUUCACUAGCAUGUUUGCGGGCUUCGUCAUCUUCUCCAUUGUGGGCUUCAUGUCGUACAUCACCAAGAAGCCUGUCCAGGAGCUAGCUGCCUCAGGUACAGUACAGUUAACUCACCCUACUGCAGCAUUCACUGUUAUUCACAUCAGAGUCAGCUGUUCCUGAUUAACACUAUAGAGUCAAACCGAGCUGUACUACCCUGGUCUAAUUACUCAUCCAACAUAGUUGCUGGAACAGUGCUGGAAAGGACAAUGUCAAAAUAAAAUAUAAUAAAAUAUAAAGGAUGUUCAGACUCUACAGCAGGGGUGUCAAACUCAUUCCACAGAGGGCCGAGUGUCUGCGGGUUUUUGGUAUUUCCUUUCAAUUAAGACCUAGACAACCAGGUGAGGGGAGGUCUUCACAAAUUAGUGACCUUAAUUCAUCAAUCAAGGGAGGAGCAAAAGCCCGCAGACACUCGGCUCUCCGUGGAAUGAGUUUGACACCUUCCUAUAGUGUCAAUCUAGCACUGGGUAUCUUCUUCUUGAUACAGUAAAAGUAAUUAAUUGAUUAAUGCCACUGAUUGGCCACAGACUCCAAUCACCUUUUGCCUGAGGGUCUGAAUAAGUCCCUGAUUAGAGGGGAAGAAUGAAAAUCAGCAGCACUUCUUCUGACAUAUGAGAAAAGGGAUCAUAGUGCUCCUAAUCAACUCAUCAAUUAAAAAAGGAAGCCAAGUAUAGUAUUGGUUUCUUAGAUGCAUGUAAGAUACAAUAAAGGACUGAAGUUAUAUCACUUUGUCAGGAACAUCAAAAUAUAAGCUUUUAUUCAACAGAAGAGAUUUCAUAUGGUACAAUAAUUAUCAUGGUGUGCAGUACUGUGUCCAUUUGAGUGUGAGUAUGCACUGUGGGCUGAGGCUCACUGAUGUACUGUUAUGUGUAACUCUAGGCCCAGACUUAGCUCACUGUGUUUGGGGUGGUGUGUAACUCUAGACCCAGACUUAGCUCACUGUGUUUGGGGUGGUGUCUAACUCUAGGCCCAGGCUUGGCGUUCUUGGCUUAUCCCCAGGCCGUGACUCAGCUGCCCAUGUCCUCCCUGUGGGCCAUCCUGUUCUUCUCCAUGCUGAUGAUGCUGGGGCUGGACAGCCAGGUGAGGAUCCCACCUAGAGUCACGUGACUCCCAGAUAACUACCAAGGGAAGAGAGGUGUUAGUGGUGGGAACCAGACAGACAACAGACAAGCCAACAUUGCAAUUCCUUACAGUAGAACAAAGAGAAUAACAGAACGGCUGGUGGACAUGUGACAAGUGGCUUGUUGCUACCGAGUAGAUGUUGCAUAGAAUUCCCACAGUUAUUUCAAUUUUCAACGGAAUGCACAAAAAGUGAGUGUCCAGGUGACCCUGCAGAAGCUAGCUCGCCUGUUAGAGGUCUCUGGUGCAAGACCUGAGUGAACCAACGUGUGUGUGUGUGUGUUAACCUGUGUGCUCUGCCUGUAGUUCUGUACUGUGGAGGGCUUCAUCACAGCUCUGAUGGAUGAGUUCCCCAUGGUGCUGAGGAAGAGGAAGAAGGUCUUCAUCCUUGGCGUCUGUCUAAUGUCCUUCCUCAUCGGCUUCUCCAACAUCACACAGGUAACACAGUGUGUGUGUGUGUGUGUGUGUGUGAAUGUGUGUGUGGAUUGUGUGUGUGGAUGUACUGUUUGUUUAGGGUUAGCGUUUGUGUGAGAGAAUGUGUUUAUGCGUCUUUGUGUGUAUAUUUGUGUGUGUAUGAGGGCAUGCCCGUGUGUGUGUGUGUUUAGCCUUUUAACAAGCCUCUAUGGCUGCGAUGCUUCCCCAGGGUGGUCUGUACGUCUUCAAGCUGUUUGAUUACUAUUCUGCCAGCGGGAUGUGCCUCCUCUUCCUUGUCUUCUUCGAAACCGUCUCCAUUUCCUGGUUCUAUGGUAGGACACUGUCAGCUUCUAUACCAUUAGGAGAAUAUAGGAUCUAUAUUCUGCACUUUUCUUAUUUUCUACAUACAUACAUCCCGUUUAAACACUAUCCAUUUGUACUGCUACAGUUAAUAAUAACAAUACAUUUUAUUUUAAGUGAUUUUCACGACCCCCAAAGUCUCUUUACAAGAAGAUCAGCAGGAUAGAAAGUAAUAAAAUCACAUAUUAAAAUAAGUAAGUAUAAAAGUACACUAAACAUAAUGACAGACUGACUAGGGAGAACACUAAACAUGAUGACAGACUAACCUGGGAGAACACUAAACAUGAUGACAGACUAACCAGGGAGAACACUAAACAUGAUGACAGACUGACCAUGGAGAACACUAAACAUGAUGACAGACUGACCAGGGAGAACACUAAACAUGAUGACAGACUGACCAGGGAGAACACUAAACAUAAUGACAGACUGACUAGGGAGAACACUAAACAUGAUGACAGACUAACCAAGGAGAACACUAAACAUGAUGACAGACUAACCAGGGAGAACACUAAACAUGAUGACAGACUAACCAGGGAGAACACUAAACAUGAUGACAGACUGACCAUGGAGAACACUAAACAUGAUGACAGACUGACCAGGGAGAACACUAAACAUGAUGACAGACUGACCAGGGAGAACACUAAACAUGAUGACAGACUGACCAGGGAGAACACUAAACAUGAUGACAGACUGACCAUGGAGAACACUAAACAUGAUGACAGACUGACCAUGGAGAACACUAAACAUGAUGACAGACUGACCAGGGAGAACACUAAACAUGAUGACAGACUAACCAGGGAGAACACUAAACAUGAUGACAGACUGACCAGGGAGAUCACUAAACAUGAUGACAGACUGACCAGGGAGAACACUAACCAUGAUGACAGACUGACCAGGGAGAACACUAAACAUGAUGACAGACUAACCAGGGAGAACACUAAACAUGAUGACAGACUAACCAUGGAGAACACUAAACAUGAUGACAGACUGACCAUGGAGAACACUAAACAUGAUGACAGACUGACCAUGGAGAACACUAAACAUGAUGACAGACUGACCAGGGAGAACACUAAACAUGAUGACAGACUAACCAGGGAGAACACUAAACAUGAUGACAGACUGACCAGGGAGAACACUAAACAUGAUGACAUACUGACCAGGGAGAACACUAAACAUGAUGACAGACUAACCAGGGAGAACACUAAACAUGAUGACAGACUAACCAUGGAGAACACUAAACAUGAUGACAGACUGACCAUGGAGAACACUAAACAUGAUGACAGACUAACCAGGGAGAACACUAAACAUGAUGACAGACUGACCAGAGAGAACACUAAACAUGAUGACAGACUAACCAUGGAGAACACUAAACAUGAUGACAGACUAACCAUGGAGAACACUAAACAUGAUGACAGACUAACCAUGGAGAACACUAAACAUUAUGACAGACUAACCAUGGAGAACACUAAACAUGAUGACAGAUUAACCAUGGAGAACACUAAACAUGAUGACAGACUGACCAGGGAGAACACUAAACAUGAUGACAGACUGACCAGGGAGAACACUAAACAUGAUGACAGACUGACCAUGGAGAACACUAAACAUGAUGACAGACUAACCAGGGAGAACACUAAACAUGAUGACAGACUGACCAGGGAGAACACUAAACAUGAUGACAGACUGACCAGAGAGAACAAUAAACAUGAUGACAGACUAACCAUGGAGAACACUAAACAUGAUGACAGACUAACCAUGGAGAACACUAAACAUGAUGACAGACUAACCAUGGAGAACACUAAACAUUAUGACAGACUAACCAUGGAGAACACUAAACAUGAUGACAGACUGACCAUGGAGAACACUAAACAUGAUGACAGAUUAACCAUGGAGAACACUAAACAUGAUGACAGACUGACCAGGGAGAACACUAAACAUGAUGACAGUCUGACCAGGGAGAACACUAAACAUGAUGACAGACUGACCAGGUAGAACACUAAACAUGAUGACAGACUGACCAUGGAGAACACUAAACAUGAUGACAGACUGACCAGGGAGAACACUAAACAUGAUGACAGACUGACAAGGGAGAACACUAAACAUAAGAACAGACUAACCAUGGAGAACACUAAACAUGAUGACAGACUAACCAUGGAGAACACUAAACAUGAUGACAGACUGACCAGGGAGAACACUAAACAUGAUGACAGACUGACCAGGGAGAACACUAAACAUGAUGACAGACUAAACAUGGAGAACACUAAACAUGAUGACGGAAAGACCAUGGAGAACACUAAACAUAAGAACAGACUGACCAGGGAGAACACUAAACAUGAUGACAGACUGACCAGGGAGAACACUAAACAUGAUGACAGACUAACCAUGGAGAACACUAAACAUGAUGACAGACUGACCAGGGAGAACACUAAACAUGAUGACAGACUGACCAGGGAGAACACUAAACAUGAUGACAGACUGACCAGGGAGUACACUAAACAUGAUGACAGACUAACCAGGGAGAACACUAAACAUGAUGACAGACUGACCAGGGAGAACACUAAACAUGAUGACAGACUGACCAGGGAGAACACUAAACAUGAUGACAGACUAACCAUGGAGAACACUAAACAUGAUGACAGACUGACCAGGGAGAACACUAAACAUGAUGACAGACUGACCAGGGAGAACACUAAACAUGAUGACAGACUGACCAUGGAGAACACUAAACAUGAUGACAGACUAACCAGGGAGAACACUAAACAUGAUGACAGACUGACCAGGGAGAACACUAAACAUGAUGACAGACUAACCAUGGAGAACACUAAACAUGAUGACAGACUAACCAGGGAGAACACUAAACAUGAUGACAGACUGACCAGGGAGAACACUAAACAUGAUGACAGACUAACCAGGAAAGUGAACUAGACGGAGGAUAAAAGCUAAGACAACAGAGAAUCUGGGUAAGCCUGUGUGAAGAGGUGUGUCUUUAGUUUGGACUAGAAUAUGUGUAUGGAUUGUGAGGUUCUGACAUGGAGAGGGAGGGAGUUCCAGAGUUGGAGAGCUGCACUGCUAAAAGCCGGGUCUCCCAUGGAGCGGAGCCUGGCGUGAGAGAUGGUGAUGAGGCCAGUGUCAGAGGAGCCAGGUGGGAGUGUAAGGGUGCAGGAGGUCAGUAAGGUAUGUGGGCGCCAGUCCAUUGAGUGCCUUUAUAGGUGAGCAUGAGCAAUUUAAAGAUGAUCCUGUAUUGAACUAGGAGCCAGUGGAGUUUGAUGAGGGUGGGGGUGAUGUGGUCCCCAAGGUCUGGUGUGUGUGAGGACUCAGUUGAAGUUUGAAUAUGUUGAAACUGGGUCAAUCCACAGGGUUAGUGGAAAAUAAUAAAGGAAAAUGUCUUUAUCAAAUAUAUUUUCCUUAAUUAUUUUCCACUAAACCUGUGGAUUGACCCAGUUUCUUGAUGAGGGAGUUGGGGCCCAUGAGCAUGAUCUCAGUUUUGUUGUAAUUUAGUUUUAAAAAGUUAUUGCUCAUCCAAGUUUUCACUUCACGGAGACAAUCAACAACAGCUGGCAUUAUAAAGUCAAUGCAGGUUAACUACCGAGCUAACUCGAAAUCACAUCAACAGUCCCACUUGGGAUAUAGCCUACAGAUAACUUUUGGGCUGUCUUGACAUAUAACCUUUAAACCGUCACCUUGUGUAGUUUGUUCAAUGCACUCUCCCUCUCUCUCUCUCUCUCUCUCUCUCUCUCUCUCUCUCUCUCUCUCUCUCUCCUCUCUCUCUCUCUCUCUCUCUCUCUCUCUCUCUCUCUCUCUUAGGAGCUGAUAAGUUCUAUGGGGACAUUGAAGAGAUGAUCGGCUAUCGGCCCUGUGGCUGGUGGAAGCUCUGCUGGAAGUUCUUCACUCCGGCAAUCUGCCUGGUAACUGCCAUUUCCAUUCAGGCUUCUCAUUGGUUGUCAAUGUGUUUAAAUCCCCAGGGAAAUCAAACACUGGUUGCGUCCCAAAUGGCAUCCGAUUUCCUAUAUAGUGCAUUAUGUAUUUAUUUUUUUCCAGCUUCCAGGAAUUGUGAAUAGAUCCUUGCGACAUGGGGCUGUGCAUUAUCAUGCUGAAACAUGAAGUGAUGACGGCUGAUGAAUUGCAUGACAAUGGGCCUCAGGAUAUCGGUAUCUCUGUGCAUUCAAAUUGCCAUAGACAAAAUGCAAUUGUGUUCGUUGCCCGUAGCUUAUGCCUGCCCAUACCAUAACCACACCGCCACCAUGGGGCACUCUGUUCACAACGUUGACAUCAGCAAACCGCUCGCCCACACGACGCCAUACACGUGGUCUGCGGUUGUGAGGCCGUUUGGACAAAUUCUCUAAAACGACAUUGGUAGAGAAAUUACCAUUCAAUUAUCUGGCAACAGCUCUGAUGGACAUUCCUGUAGCCAGCAUGCCAAUUGCAGGCUCCCUUAAAACUUGAGACAUCUGUGGCAUUGUGUUGUGUGACAAAACUGCAAAAUUUAGAGUGGCCAUUUAUUGUCCUAUCUGGCCGGCUUGUCUUAUCUGGCCAGCCGUUGUACUUGUCCUAUCUGGUUGACUUGUCCUAUCAGACUGACUUGGCCAUCCUGGCCAGCCGGCCAGAUCGGCUUGUCCUAUCUCGUCGGCCGGGGUUGGGAGAUCUGGUAUACAUCUGCGAUGUAGUUGGCCUGGAGCGUCACCUAUUUUAAUGUGAGGUAAAUGUUUCUGUGUGUGCAGGGAGUGUUUACCUUCAGUGCCAUUGAGAUGACCCCCCUGACAUUGGGGAAGUACGUGUACCCGGCAUGGGGGCAGGGGAUUGGCUGGGUCAUGUCUCUGUCAUCCAUGGUUCUGGUGCCGGGCUAUGUCAUCUACAUGUUCUGCACCUCCAAGGGCAGUAUCAAACAGGUACACAGUCAACCAGCAGAUCCCACAUUGCUCCAUAUCCUUCCCCUUUGGCCCUAACCCCUCAAUAAUAGCAUGUCUGUAGGGUCUGGAUAGGUAGAUGCUUGCACCAUAUUGCUUCCACUAUACAGAUCUACAAAUAUCGAGAGUUGGGGCUAAGGGGAAGGGGUAGAGAGAGAUUGGGGACUGGCUAGACAUCUCUAUCUCUCUCAGUUGCUCUCUCCUUCCGUUUUCUUUAUUUUUUCUAUCUCCCUCUAUGACUCUCUCUCUCUGUCCCCCCUCUCUCUCUCUCUCCCUCUCUGCCCCCCCCCUCUCUCUCACUCUCUCUCUGCCCCCCCUCUCUCUGUCCCCCCCUAUCUCUGUGUCCCAUUUCACUCACUCUCUCUCUCUGUCCCCUCACUCUCUCUAUGUCCUCUUACUCUGUCUCUCUCUCUGUCCCCUCACUCACUCACUCUCUCUCUCUCUCUCCCCUCACUCACUCAAUCUCAGUCUCUGAUCACUGACUAAGUAGACUGACUGAUCUACAAAUCACCUUGUAUCCUUAAUAACUUUUCAUUAUGAUUUGUAGAUCAGUCAGUCUGCUUAGUCAGUGAUCAGCUACUGAGUAGAAUCUCAAACACGACUUUCAUCUCUGUAUACACCUCUUCUCUCUCCGUUUUUCCCCUCAACCCACCUCUUUCACACAUGAGAAGAAUAAAUAAAUUGCCUUAGCUAUGAAACGUCAUUUAUCAAACAACAGCCCCAUUAUAAUGGAAAAGAUCACCUUUAUGCUGUAGUCAAAAGCAGACCUGCGUUCAAAUGGCAUUUGUGCAUGAUUGAGAUUGCCUGGCACAAUAAACCAAUAGAAUAGUCCCAAAAGAUGGGCAAACACUACCCAACUGGAAUUCCAGGUGGGCUCAAACAAACCCUCAACAUAUUUUAAAGAUUUCAAAGGCUAUUUGAAUCCAGGUCUGGUUGAAAGUAUUAUGAGAAAUCACCUUUAAACUGUAGUUGAAAGUAUCCCUCAUUGCUGGUUCCCUGUCUGUCCUGAACAGCGUUGGCACAAGAUGACCACCAGCGCACCUUGGGAACAUGCUGCCGUCACACACCAGAAUUCACACACAGGAAGUGUGGGCGAAGCCGCCGUCUAACUGGGAAUAGGAUACAGUUGACCCCUGGGCACUGAUCUAAGGUCAGUUUAGUGUCUCCCUACUAAUGGUUAAGAUUAGGAUUUUUGGGAGUGUAAACUGAUCCUAGAUCUGUGCCUACCGGCAACUUCCACCCAGAAUUCCUGAAUGCGCCAGACACCUAGUCAACACAGGGGGUGUAUUCACUAGGAACCAAACUAACCAAACGGAACCCAACAGAAGCAAACAGACCGAAACGGGGAGUGACCUACCUGAAUUUGUCCAAUAGAAACUAAUGUUUCCGUUAGGAGUAAACGAUUUCUGUUGCGAAACAUUUCGCAACUAUUUGCUACGGUCUUGCUCUAAUGAAUACACCCCAGUAUUCAGACAGAGAAAGGCAUCAUGGGAGAUGCCCUGGCCAAAAUGCGUCCAUUCCAUAUGUAUCCUCUGGAACUGAAUGGUCACAUAAUAUAAUGGCCUAUAUUAUUGAACAAUACAAUGUUUUUUUCUUAUAUUGUACGCCGCUGUAUACAAUUAAUAAGGUGACACCUACUUCUUCAAACAACGAUCUAUACAAAGUCAUUGUGGCCCACUUCGGCUUACGAACAAAUACAAAGCAUUUUAUAAAGUAUCUGAAUACAUUGAAAAAUAUAAUUUUUAUUUUAAUGUUUUAUGUCUGUUUCUUCUAUGAUGCAGUAUACGGUACAUAUUCAUUAGAGGUAACAUUCACCAGUUUAGCGUUUAAUGUAACAGUUAUAAUAACAGUUCGUACUAUAAAUAACGGUUUGUACAAUAUAUUAAACAUCUCUUAAAUGUUUAUAACUGGCCCUUACAUUAAGAUACUGUAUGUUUGUUUGUAUGUACAGUUUUCAACUGUAAAUAUUAUUCUGUGAGUCCAAAUGGUGUUAUAGUGAAUGAAAUGAAACAAAACGUGUUCAAUAAUGUACUGUAUGAAGUAGCCCUAUAUAAAGGUACAAGCCAUGAAUUUAAAAAAAAAAAAUUUCUCAUCGCUAAAAUUGUACUAUGAGAAGGGAUUUGGUUGGGUAUUGCUCUGUUUCUUUCAGUUCAAUAAAAGCAAACAAAACCACACACACAAAUAUAUUUAAUUUAGUGUCAACUCUUUUAUGCUAGCCUCCCUUUUCACAGAUAGGCCUGCUGUUUACCGUCUCUCACAACACAAAAGGUUCAAUACACAUGAACUUGAAUAAUCUCUACAAAUGGAACAGACAUGCACUCAGAGGAGAGUUGUUUAUCUCUCCUCUGUUUAUCUGUUGCAUUGUGAGAGCCAUUUAGUGUUUUUAUAUAACUAGCAUAUAAGUCAGGCAGCCACAAUAGCCAAAAUACUGCAGAGAGCGCUGAUAUUUCCUUCCCAGUACUGCUGAAACAUGGGACACAGUUUGGGACACAAAAAACAAGGGACACAGUGGGAGAAGCCACUCGUUACUAUCUAUGAGUAGGGCCAGGAGUUACUCCUCACCUAACCUGACCAGAAUAAACUACCCACUGGGCACAUACGUCAAUUCAAUGUUUAUUCCACAUUGGUUCAACGUAAUUUCAUUAAAAUGAUGUGCAAACAAUGUUGAUUCAACUAGUGUGUGCCCAGUGGGUAUUGGCACUAGUUAUAGGCUAUGUAGGCUAUAUACUAACUAGUAAUAACUUGGGUCCAAUGGUAAUGGCGCCGGAGGGGGUGGCUGCCGUUUUAUGGACUCUUAACCAACCGUGCUAUUUUGUGUGUUUUUUCGCAUUGUUUGUAAGUUAUUUUGUAUAUAAUGUUGCUACUACCAUCUCUUAUGACCGAAAAUAGCUUCUGGACAUCAGAACAGCGAUUACUGACCUUGAACUGGACAAAUCAUUUGUAUUUAAUGACUCGGACGAGAGGGACUUGCUCCAGACACCCGACAGGGCCCUCAUCCCCGUCAUUCGCAGUAGAAAGAAAAGGAGAUAUUGCGGAAGGAGAUUGGGGUGCCUGGUAAGGAGCCGGCAACGAGUGGCUAAUCUGCCUUUGCCAUCGAUACUAUUUUAUUUUUAUUUUUUAUUUUUUUAAGGGGGUAGAUCAGCUUAAUAUUGCAGAUAGAUUGUAACUUCCAUCAAUGUAAUUGUCUGCAUCACUUCCAAUCCCCCAUGUUUUUUAUAUAUAUACUCUCUAUUACUUUUCAACCCCGCCAUCCUUUCCCUACUUGGGGUAAAUUAGUGAACAACAAUGCUUAGGCCUCUACUUCCAGCUUAUACUUACUAUCUACAUUUUAUGGACACAGUCAAUUUUACAAUAAUUAUAUUUUGUCCAUCGAUACUAUUGGCCAACUUACAAUCGCUUGAUAAUAAAGUGGACAAACUACAAGCAUAUAUAUCCUACCAAUGGGACAUUAAAAACUGUAAUAUCUUAUGUUUCACAGAGUCGUGGCUGAACGAAGACAUGAAUAACAUACAGCUGUCGGGUUAUACACUGUAUCGGCAGGAUAGAACAGCAGCCUCUGGUAAGACAAGGGGUGGCGGUCUAUGUAUAUUUGUAAACAACAGCUGGUGCACGAUAUCUAAGGAAAUCUCAAGGUUUUGCUCGCCUGAGGUAGUGUAUCUCAUGAUAAGCUGUAAACCACACUAUCUACCAAGAGAGUUUUCUCCCAUAUAUCAAUAUUCUUCGUAGCUGUCUAUUUACCACCACAAACCGAUGCUGGCACUAAGACCGCACUCAAUUACCUGUAUACGGCCAUAAGCAAACAGGAAAACGCUCAUCCAGAGGCGGUGCUCCUAGUGGCCGGGGACUUUAAUGCAGGGAAACUUACAUCCGUUUAACCUCAUUUCUACCAGCAUGUUAAAUGUGCAACUAGAGGGAAAAAAACUCUAGACCACCUUUACUCCACACACAGAGACGUGUACAAAGCUCUCCCUCGCCCUCCAUUUGGCAAAUCUGACAAUAAUUCUAUCCUCCUGAUUCCUGCAUACAAGCAAAAAUCCUGCUACGCCCUCCGAUGAACCAUCAAACAGGCAAAGAGUCAAUACAGGACUAAGAUUGAAUCGUACUACACCGCCUCCGACGCUCGUCGGAUGUGGCAGGGCUUGUAAACUAUUACAGACUACAAAGGGAAGCACAGCUGCGAGCUGCCCAGUGACACGAGCCUACCAGACAAGCUAAAUUACUUCUAUGCUCGCUUCGAGGCAAGUAACACUGAAACAUGCAUGAGAGCAUCAGCUGUUCUGGACGACUGUGUGAUCACACUCUCCAUAGCCGAUGUGAGUAAGACCUUUAAACAGGUCAACAUUCACAAGGCCGGAAGGCCAGACGGAUUACCAGGACGUGUACUCCGAGCAUGCGCUGACCAACUGGCAAGUGUCUUCACUGACAUUUUCAACCUCUCCCUGUCUGAGUCUGUAAUACCAACAUGUUUCAAGCAGACCACCAUAGUCCCUGUGCCCAAGAACACUAAGGUAACCUGCCUAAAUGGCUACCGACCCGUAGCAGUCACGUCUGUAGCCAUGAAGUGCUUUGAAAGGCUGGUCAUGGCUCACAUCAACACAAUUAUCCCAGAAACCUUAGACCAACUCUAAUUUGUAUUUUUUUUGUGUGUUUUUUUGUGUAUUCUUUCUUUCUUAAAACUGCAUUGUUGGUUAAGAGCUUGUAAGUAACCUGUUGUAUUCGGCGCAUGUGACAAAUACAAUUUAAUUUGAUUAGAUUUUCCUGGUCAGGUCAUGUCGUCAGCAAAACCACUCAGCCUCAACUAGUGAACUGGAGGUUUAUUUUACAGUACUAGAACAUGUUGUGUACUAUAGUCACUCACAUACAGUUGAAUAGAACGUUGUGUGUAGUAUACCUACUCACAUAUCGCGCCAGCUGAGGAAACUCAAACUAUCUCGGACAAUUCUGGUUCGGUUCACAUCCAUCAUCCUCACAUCUUCUAUCCCGUCUGGUUUGGGUCUGUGUCUGCCCACUGCACGCGCAAACUGCAGCGCAUCGGAGAAGAUCAUCGUUUGUCACCUGCUAUCCAUCAAGAACCUGCACGCCUUCAGGACAAGGAAGAGUGCAGGUAAGAUCAUUGCCAACCCUGCCCGCCCUGGACACCCCAUCUUUCAAAGACUCCCCUCUGGCAGACGGUUUAGGUCAGUCAUGACCAAAACCGCCGCCCACCAGAACAGUUUCUUCCCCCAUGCUGUGGCCCUCACUAACUGGCCAUCGGGCUCAGAGUGAUUAAGUGACGUUGCAUUGGGCCGAUUACUGCACUUUGUCAUCCUUGACCUCAAAAUACUAAUCUGCACUAUACUGCAUUUGAACUAUGCACACCUCUGCACAGCACGGUAAAUGCACAGUAUAUAUUCACCACGGCAGCAUCCCUCCCUCUGCUUAUAUAGAUAUAUCCCCUCUGUAAAUGGUAUAUUCCCAAUGUAAUCAGCCUAUACUGCAGAGUUUUAGGUUUACUGUUCCGAUAUUGUAUAUUCUGUAUGAUGUCUAUGUGAUCUUGUGUCUGUAUUCAGUUUGGAUAUUGUCUAUUGCUGGCUGCACCUUCUCACUAAGGCACAUUCUGGGUAUGUGUAAAUGUACUUUGCGAAUAAAGGUGAUUCUGAUUCUGAUCCAGUGUGAUAGAAAGUCGUGUGUACUACACCCAGACAUACUGCGCAAUAGAGGGAAAGAACAGGAGACAUCCACUAUGGUGAAUAGACUGAAACCAUCUUUAAUAGCAUGUUGAUAUACUGCAGAACAGAAGACAGGUAAAGAGGGAUUCAAAGCCAACCGAGGGAGGUGAUGGUUGAAACCUAUGCCCAAAUUCAACAAGUCUGUCCUCCUAAAACGUCCCCUUCCUCAUUGUGUGACAACAGAACAACAUAGGUGACAGAAAACCACCAGAAGAUAAGAGUUCCACGCAUCACCCGAAUCGAAAGCAGUGCAUUUUUAGCAUCACAUAGCCCUUUCACCUAUAUCCAAAGAAAAAGGUUAGUCAUUUGAAAUAACUUUCAGUAGCAUUCAAUUUCAAUGCAUCUUACAAUAGCAUUCAAUCAAUUCAAUCAAUUCCACUAAACCUAAUUUUUGCUGCUUGAGACUCCAUUUGUGGGAGACAGUCACAUUUUUGCCCACAAAGACAAUGAUAGGCUUCUCACAUUCUGAUGCAUUGUGGGUGAACGGACAGACAGAAUAAUGACAUCUUUAUCCCCCGUGCUGCACUCUGUCAACUUCAGUCAUGCACAACAAACUUGACUUUGAAGGGAAAGCAUGUAUCACAGUAUCAAUAGGCCUCCUACACAUACAAAACCAAUGUCAUGCCUGGUUGAAGAAUCACAUUCGCUCCACAUGGUGAAUUGACAACGACGAAAGGAACAGAUGACCUUGUUCUUAGAGUGUGAAAUGGAUACAGACACAGCUCUCUGGUUUGCCAUAGGCUGUUAAACCCUAAAGAGACAUACAGAGUGCGUCCCAAAUGGCACCCAAUUCCCUUUAUAGUGCACUAAUUCUGACCAGGGCCUAUAGGGUUCUGGUCAAACCUAGUGCCCUAUGUAGGGAACAGGGCGCUAUUUGGGACGCACCCACAGUGAAGUAUUUGAAAUAUGUAACCCUGUUUUAUACACCCUUCAGCAGUUAAUAUAACAGAGCCUUUUGGCGAUUGAAACUGACACAUUAAACAAAGAGAUAAAAAGGGAGUGUGAGAUAUCCUCUUGGCUUGGCGAGCAUGAGUCACGAUGCUGAGGUGGGCAUGGGGCAAUCUCCACACACACACACACACACACACACACACACACACACACACACCACAGUCAACCUCUCAGCCCCCACAGCAGCGUGGUGCAAUAGAUUGUUUUUCCAGAGGCUCGCUCCUCACAGAUGAAGUAGACUGAGAUUGGAGAUGAGACCGAGACUUCCACACAGCAGGUUGGUAAUUAUCUGAAAUAACGGCAGGGCCGGAUGAGAGGAGGCCAGGAGGGCCAGCCGAAUACAUAUUCCACACCACCUGAUGGAGCUCAUGUUUUAAACAUGGGCACAUUCAGACCAGAGCAGUCGAUGAACUAUUUCAGAUAAAUUACAUUUUGUUGAUGAACUAUUUCAGAUAAAUUACAUUUUGUUGACCUUAGCAUUUACGUGGAUGGAGAUAACUUGGUCGUCCUCUCCAACACUCCAACGUGAUAUUUAACAAACUAAGCCGAGCAAAAAGCGAAAGAUUAUUCUUGUCCCCUUCAAUACAGAUGAGCAAAUAACAGACAAAAUAUUUGAAUGCUAUUAUGGGAGUGAUGUGAAAAUUGGAGCACUAAGCUUUUAAAACAUAGUUGUUGUUUUUUUUUUAUUUUUUUUUUUUACAGUCCAAUCAAAAGGUUAUCUGGGAUACACAGAAGAAGCAGCAA